AGGAUUGAGCGAGCGAGCAGCUCGCGUGUUGGGCCGGCCCACGCGAGUCAAGUGUGACGCGUGAGCGUAGGCUCGUUAACUGGUUGAGCCGAACCAUUCCACCCUCUCCCGCACACACAUCACAUCCAGACCUAGCCACCACCACCACCAUGGCAGCAUCGCCGCCGCGCCGCCGCGCCUCGCCGCCGGCGAUCCCGGACGAGCUAUUCGAAGAGUUCCUCCUCCGCCUCCCACCCGACGACCCCGCCUGCCUCCUCCGUGCCUCCCUUGUCUGCAAGGCCUGGAGCCACACCGUCUCCAGCCCCAGAUUCCGCCGCCGCCUCCAUGAGCUCCACCGCACACCCCCCGUGCUCGGCGUCCUCCACAACUGGGAAGACGAUGCCAUCCCCCGAUUCAUCCACACCACCGCAUCGUCCUUCUCCCUUGCCGCUCCGGACUCUCGCUCCUGGCGGGCCCUCGACUGCCGCCACGGCCGCGCCCUCUUCCUCUCCAAGGGCCAGGACGCCGAGGAGCUCCUUGUGUGGGAGCCAAUCACGGGCGCCCAGCAGCGCGUACCGGUGCCCGCGGCGUUCCAGGGCGACUACCCGACGGCUGCCGUGUUCUGCGCAAUGGACGGGUGCGACCACCGCGACUGCUUCGGGGGCCAUUUUCGGGUGGUCUUCGUCUUCUGUGUCGAUGAAGAAGACACUGAGCAAGAUCCAUUUCUCACGUCGGCCGCCGUGUACUCGUCGGAGACCGGCAUGUGGGGCGAGCUGGCCUCGAUGCACGGUGAGUUCGUGAUGUACUUUGAAUAUUAUUCCAGCGUGCUCAUUGGAAGAUCACUCUACUUCUUGUCCGACGGUGGGUUGAUCCUGGAGUAUGAUUUAGUGAGGCAUGGCCUGACUGUGUUGGACACACCUGACUGCCAGCCCGAUUACAUGUCUGAUGAUGAUGGGUUGGACAAUAGAUAUAACCUAAUGCUGGCGGAGAGCGGUGCACUCGGGGUUAGUGAAGAAUUGGGUCAGCGUCUCAAAUUGUGGACAAAAGAGCCAAGUUACGGCACUGAUGCAAUAUGGGUACUUAGCAGGGUCAUCAACUUGAAUAUUUUGCUUCCAAAUGAUGCUCUCGUGGAUGCAAUAAAUUCAGUGCAAGUGUUGGGCUUUGCUCACGAAGCAAAUGUCACUUUCGUAGUGACGGUUGCUGGCCUCUUCUCAAUUGAACUGCAAUCCAAGCGGGUGAGGAAGGUGUCCGGUCAUCGUGGCUUCUGUAAUCUGAUUCCAGUUGUCAGCUUCUACACUCCGCAUGCUAGACUCAAAGCACCCGUGGGGGAACACCCCAUGACCCACCGCCGUGGCUGAACCCAACUCAGGCGAUCUCUGCUGAACCUUCUCCAAAGAGGCCUGACGGCAGAUGAUUCGCCAUCCGUGAAAUGUGGUAGCAGCUAGAUGGAAGUUCAGAAUUUGCCAAGAUAUGCCUGUAAGGCUGGAACUUUGUAACACGAUUUUAUUACUCCCCGGUCAUGUUCCCUCAAUGCUUGAUACUUAUGUGUUGAAUAGAAGGCUGGAAUUUGAUGUCCUUUAGUA
Aegilops tauschii subsp. strangulata is the source of this 1562-nucleotide messenger RNA. RefSeq lists its product as uncharacterized. Gene Ontology annotation, molecular function: protein binding. Lineage: Eukaryota; Viridiplantae; Streptophyta; Magnoliopsida; Poales; Poaceae. The record is from RefSeq and is a predicted model, not a curated record.